Molecule: messenger RNA, 656 nt
Organism: Malania oleifera
Lineage: Eukaryota; Viridiplantae; Streptophyta; Magnoliopsida; Santalales; Ximeniaceae
Exons: 1
Coding region: 140-472 (110 amino acids)
Source: RefSeq, a predicted model, not a curated record
AAAAGUAGCUCCAUGGAAAUGCCAAAACCCAAAAGGGUCGUCUCUCUCAUUUGUGACCACUCUCGCCUCCAUUGAAGAUAUGUAUUGAAAGAGAUAGAGAGAGAGAGAGAGAGAGAGAGAGACGGAGAGGGAACCGUCCAUGGAAGAUUUCAGAUCAAAAUCAUGUGGGGAUGGAAGGAUGGAGAUGGAGAGUAGACCCUCAUCGUAUGGCUAUGUGCAAGACCUUAGGUGUUACAGUGCUUCUUAUGCACAAACCCAGAUGGGAAACACUGAGAUUAAGUUCAAGAAAGGCAAAUCCAUAAAUGGGUCCGCCUUAAAAGGUUGGGGUUUCGGUGAUCCUGAGCUGCAGAGGAAGAAGAGGGUCGCUGGCUAUAAGGUUUAUUCUGUAGAAGGCAAAGUGAAGGGGUCUCUGCGGAAGAGCUUCCGGUGGUUCAAGCAAAGGUGCGCCGACGUCGCCCAUGGCUGGCGGUGACUCUUUACUCUAGGUAUCUUUAUCCCUAUUCCCUUUUCUUUUCUUUUUUUUUCUUUUUCUUUUGUCUUUGCUCAUUUUUUGUUCACUUCAGUUGAGCUGUUUUGUCAAUUUUCAGACUUGUAAGUGUGGGCUGUUGUGAAUUGUUCAUGUAUGAUGUCUUUGAUGAACUUUGUUGUUUUGUAAA